GACCAUGAAAUGGAGAGCAGUCAGAUAACUAGCCAUAUCAUCAGCUGCAGCGUCUGCUAGAUUUGCCACAUUUGAACUUGGUCGUGGCUGUCUUCUUUGGGCUAGCUGGGGCCAUGCAGGUUGGGGGGUCACACUGUGCUGGGCGUAGGCUCAAUGACCCAGAUCCAGGACUGGAUAGUUGCCUACUCUGUACCUGCAGCUCUGUCACUUGUUGUCAGCCUUAAUCCACCAAUUGCAGAUAACAAUGUGUGGCGGAGUCUAUCAUAUCUACAUUCAGCUGCUUGUGUUGUGGGUUCUGCCAUCUUGGGGUAUUCUUUGUUUGCUAAUGCUCAAAACAACAUCUUGCAUGAGGAAGAAGGCAGGGAGUUAUUUGGUCUGGUGGUUGUUACAGUCUGGGUGAGCCUUUGUCACAGCUUAGCCAAGGGUGAGACUGUGCUGGACCAUCAAGGGGCAAGUUUUUCUACCUGCCUUGCCCCACCCCUCUGCCUGGACCAUAUCAGGAGGAGCUACAGACUGAGAGGUACUGCUGCUGGGGUGAGACUGUGCUGGGACCAUCAAGGGGCACGCUUUUCCACCUGA
Messenger RNA from Rhineura floridana, 579 nucleotides. Its product is annotated as transmembrane protein 220-like. The coding region runs from base 154 to 579 and encodes 141 amino acids. The transcript has a single exon. The record is from RefSeq and is a predicted model, not a curated record. Lineage: Eukaryota; Metazoa; Chordata; Lepidosauria; Squamata; Rhineuridae.